AUGACUGGAAUGCGAGAGGUGCCAAUGGCGGCCUGGUCGAACGACCUACUGUGCCUAAAAUCAAACCAUCAAAUUUUAUUGCGCGUGUGCGAUACAAAAUCUGGUCAUUGGAUGCCGGAUUUGAUAGAGUGCAAAAUGAGUAUGAACAAAAACAUGCACUGCCCUGAUGAUCUUUUUGAAAUUCGACACGUUGGUAACGUUCCACUUUGCUUAAAAAUUUCAACUGAACCUCAAGCGUUCAAUGAAAAAUUUUUCUACGGCUCAAAUAUCAUUAUUCCUAUGGAUUUAACAGACACAGAAAUUUCUACAGUAUCCAAGUUCUUGAUAAAGAAUAAUAUUUAUGAAUAUUGGCUGCCAAUACGUCGAAAAAACGAAGUAAUGCCUUAUGAAGUACGUUUGCCAGGAAAUUCUUGGAGAAAAAAAAUAAAUGAGAGUAUAAUACACUUAAAAAAAAAACACAAUGAGCACUGCCUAAAGCAUACUAUGAUUAAUAAAACAGCAACUGACUUUAAAAACCAAAUAGUAUCUGUAGACUGCAAUACUUUCUUAAAUGCAGUGUGCAUUUUUAGGUCGGAUCUGAUAUCUAAUGCUGGAUGUCCGAGCGGCUUUGGAGCUUUAGUCUAUCACCCGUCAGUAUGUUAUGGUAUUGCCUGGAAAAAUACCACGUAUAAACACGUUGAUCUAAAAGAGUACUUAAAAAAAAGAAAUUGGCUAAGGCGGAUUUUAGCAAAGUAUGUCUCAAAGAAAAAUCAAAACGAAUAUUUUAAAAUUGAUUUCCUUUCUCACCACUUGACAGAAAAAUAUGUUAUACUAAUGAGUCUAUCUGAAAAUUUCCAAAUUGUUAGCAAAGGCUUGAAAUGGAUUCCCACUUUAAGCAAAAAAAUUGUGAAGCCAAGUAGUGCUAUUAAAAUGGUAUUGGAAGUAGAUGACGUCUCUAAAGCGCUUAGGCUGGUGAUUUAUAAUCGAAAGUAUUUAUGGGUAAAUAACAACUCUUAUGUUGGUGCCCAAUGUUUUGCAUUUUUAGAAUAUGGAACUCUAAAAAAAGCCAACUUGGACCUCGUUUGGGAGAAUCAAGAACAAUCUUAUUCAAUUCUUAAUGUCAAUUUAUUUUCAAGCUAUCGCACCGAAUAUUGGUGUGAAGGUCACAGCAUUUUUGAGUUUCAGCUGGUUUCCACCCGGUUGCUGGUAGAUUAUAAUAGAAACACAGCGCAUGGUUUUGUUAUACGUUGGAACGUCUCAUGUAUAAAUGCAAAUUUUGCAUUUAAUUUGUGUGAUGAAGUAACCGGUAAACAUUUAAGAAACCUUUCAGAAAGCAUAUACGGAAACAGCGAUCUAGGUCAUCUUUUCAUACACGAUGUGCGAAUAAUGAAUAUGGAAUGGAUCAAAAAUAUAUAUGUUGUUUUUUGGAUUCAUAUACUUGCAGCUCUCAAAAUAACAGCAGAAUAUGAUGUCCAUGAACUUGCCUGGGACAAUGCCCCCAAAAUAACAAAGAACUCAUUUGCCUUUAUGCAAAUUAAAAUUACACUGAACAUUUUUUUUUUUAGUUUCAUUAAAAACUCAACUUAUCUCAUACGUAGUAAAGAUUAUUGUUCAUCAGAGCGUUUAUUUUCAAACGAUGGACUACAGUGGACUACAACGCGUAUUGGAGAAAUCGCUACGACAAAGAAAUUGUGUAUUCAAAAAAAUGGUAUGCCCUACACGCGAUUAUGUUUAGGCGAUUUUGUUCAUGGAGCAUAUUGGAAAGAGUUAACAAAACCCGUCGUAUGUGAAAGUCCUAAGUAUAAUACCAAAGUAUUGUAUAAUUUGAUUAAAGCCAAAAUUGUUAAGUCCUUACCAGAAAAAGCUUUACAUGUGAAAAACAUAAUUGCAAAUAGUAAAAAUAGUAUAGUUCCAGCUGACAUCUUCUUUAUUUCUAAAAUUAUUCAAUCAGUGCUUAAAACUUAUUCAUCAAAUUUAACACUUCGACAGACAAAUGAAGAAUCAACUAAAUGGAAGAAUGCAUUUUCUGACAUUUUCGAUAUAUACAAUAUAUUAAUAGACAUUGACUCUAAUGUUAUAAAGAAGUCUUCUGAGCUAAACGCUACAAAGUUAUUAAGAUCAUUUGAAAGGUAUGUUGACACUUUAUCAACUAAUUUGCCUUUUACUAAAAUAGGUAAUGGUGAAGAACAGCUUGUCUCUGAGUUGCAAAGUGAAACAAUUGACUAUGAUGAUAUUGGAGUAUCAGUUUAUAUUUCAAAAUAUUUAUAUUUCUCAAUCAACCCAAGUAUUGCCAAUGUUUCGGGAAUAGCAUUGUUUGCAAAUAAUAAGAAAAGAAAUAAACAAAAAAAACUUAAGGGGGCAUUUAAAAACGAACAUUACCGUUUUCUUCAAGUAAAUCAUGACAUUAAUGAUGUUGUUGAUGAGCCUGACUUAGAACUUGGGGUAUACUUGCCAAUAGAUCUAAUAGGCACCUUGAAAGCUUCAACGAAUAAGUUAAAUGACGUUACUGUUGUUAUUAAGGUAUACUCAAAUGACCAACUAUUUCAACAGUCUGUUAGAUCUUUAAUACUAUUAAGUCGAAUAGUAUCUAUAUCAAUACCUGGGUAUAGUUCAAAUCUUCCUGUACCUGUGCCAAUUAUCUUUCGCAAGUCUCAGAACAAGGAGGCAAAUACGUCAAGUUCCUGUGAAUACUGGAACUAUGAAAGUUGGAUCGAUGGUAAAAGUAUGUUAAACAAUUUCGAAAAUAGUAAAGGUAAAGCGCUAUGCCUUCUAAGGCGUUUGGCACCAACUGGAUAUUUUUUAGAGAAAAAUAAUUUUAUUGAAAAUACCUUAAUAAUUAAUAAUUCAAGCUUAAAUGAAAAUAUUAUUUAUGCUAUUUUACUUACCAGCUGUCUACUGAUGUUUAUUGGCUUUUGGUUUUGCAAGUGAAAUUUUAGACAACGCUUUCAAAUAGAUGUAGUACUUACAUUUAUUAAAUAUGAUUUCAAAUAG
This is a messenger RNA of Drosophila santomea, 2970 nucleotides long. RefSeq lists its product as uncharacterized. The record is from RefSeq and is a predicted model, not a curated record. NCBI's taxonomy places the organism in Eukaryota, Metazoa, Arthropoda, Insecta, Diptera, Drosophilidae.